Naegleria lovaniensis is the source of this 1224-nucleotide messenger RNA. RefSeq lists its product as uncharacterized. NCBI's taxonomy places the organism in Eukaryota, Heterolobosea, Eutetramitea, Acrasida, Naegleriidae. Bases 1 to 1224 code for a protein of 407 amino acids. The record is from RefSeq and is a predicted model, not a curated record. The transcript is spliced from 5 exons.
AUGACGGCCAUUUCUGGUGUUAUUGUAACAGGAAGCACGGGUUUUAUUGGAAAGCAUCUAAUUCAUUUCUUGUUAGAAAAGAAUUAUGUAGUCAUUGCUACGAACAGAAACAACCAACCUUCCAUACUGUUGGACCGAUCGGAGGAAAAUCAGAAACUUGUCCAUCAUUUUGGCUGCAAGAUGGAUCAACCUGAAACUCUCCAUGAUUUAUUUGAGACUCAUAGGCACGACAGUCAAGCCAUUGUUCAUUUAGCUGCCAUCAUGGAUUUUCAUCCUCUCAACAGUUAUUCUUUGAAAAAUGGAAAGAAAAUCAUGGACAGAAUGAGAUAUGUGAACAUUGAGGGAAGCAAACAACUGUUUAAGGAGUUUCUAGAGAGCCCAGAAAAGAAAGUGUUUAUUUAUGCAUCAUCGCAAGCUGCUAUGGGACCCUCUGAAGGAAGUACUCCAAUGGAUGAAGACUCUCCGUGUCAUCCAGUGUUUGAAUAUGGAAAAUCAAAGCUGGAGGCCGAGAAGGCGCUUCAGGAUAUGUUACGAGAAUAUCAGAAAAAUCCAAUACACGGGGUCAAGCAUUUGUAUAUUUUAAGAUUCACAGGAGUAACAGGAAGUGGAGAUAGAUAUGCGGCCUUUGAAAUGAUACAAGCUUCUUCUUUUGGAAUCAAUUCUCUUGCUUAUCCAGGCAAUUGUGACAAGGGAUUAAUUUCGUUUGUACACAUUGAUGAUGUUUGUAAAGCCAUACAACUAUGUUUCGAAUACAGUGAAAGAAAUUAUCAGGACACAUUUUCAGAGAUUUUUAUUAUUGGACCUCGAGAAUCCUCAACUGUUAAACAUAUUUUAGAUGUUUGUUGUAUGAAUACCGGUUGGCCAACCCCAUUAUUUUCAAUCCCUCUUCCUGUAUUUCGGUUUAUGGUUGGGCUGAUGAGUCCACUUAUUAACUGGGUGAGAUGGAUGUUUUUUGGAAUACAAAGAGCCUCUUUCAUGUUUGCAUCUGACACCAUUGAUUGUAUGGAACAAAAUAAUGCUUAUUCUUCUCAGAAAGCUAUUUCAAAACUGAGAUACAAUCCUUUGACAUGCGAAGAAGCUUUCAUUAAAAGCAUUAAGGAACACAUACAAACAAAUGCAAUUCCAAACCAUCAAACAGUCAGAAAAAUUCGCAUGAGCUUGCUUUUUGGCUCAAUUGUUACCGUUUCGUUUUGCAUCGUGGGACUUUUGUACAUCAAGAAAUAA